CCCAACCCCCACAUCCCCACCCAGUGCCCCAAGGGUCGAGAACCACCUUACGAUGAGCGAUGAAGUCCGCCAGGAAACCGGCCCCCACCAGCCCCUCAGGCGGCAGCAGCAGGUCUCCCCCGGCAGGGCGGCAUAGGGGCAUGAAACGCCGGAACGGGGAGCAGGCGGCAGAGACACCGACGGGCACCGCAUCGGCGAGGAGAGCGGGCCAGGGCAGGCAGGAGGGCCGCGCCAGGGGCACCCCCGAGGGAGGAGAUGUCCCGGCCCAGGGAGAGAGCCGGGCGGCCGGGGAGGCGGGCAGGGCCGAGGGGGCGGUCUCCAGCCGCAAGACCGCCACCUUCAAGUCGCGGGCCCCCCGCAAGAAACCGGCGGAAGAGCUGCUGGGCGCUGACGGGCGGGACGACUCCAGCAGCAACGGCAGCGAGGGUUCGGUGGGGCCUGGCAUAGCCCCACCGGCGAACCCCACCCCCGCUGUCCCCCAGGGGCCGACAGAGGGGGAGGGGGAGCAGCCCUCACGGUGUCCUGCGGACCCGGCAGAAGACCCCAGUGCCGGUGCCAGCUCCUCUGGCACAGAGACGGCGAGUGAGCACUCUGCUGAUGGUGAGGAGGAGGAGGAGGGCGAGGGCGAGGGCGAAGGGGGCGGCCUGUCCCAGUGCCUCCAGGCGCAGCGCCCCACCUCCCAGCGGCACUGCCGACGACGCUGCCGCGACCCAGACCCUCCGCCCACCUCCGCCACCGCCUCCACUACCACCUCCACCUACCGAGGGGGCUCCUGGGCCUGCCCCGAGGCCGGUGCCCCUCCCCCCGCCUCCUCCCUGGCCCCCGGCUCCCGGGUCUGCGUCCGCUACCCCGGCCCCCGCCCCUCCCCAUUCCGGCACGGCACGGUGACGGAGAUCGGGCGCGGUGGAGCCGCCCCUUACCGGGUCCUCUUCGACGACCGGGAGGGGGCCUGGGUGUCCCUGGAGGACCUGAGGCUCCCUGCCCGCGGGCCCUCCUGGCCCGACGGUAGCGGGGGGCCCCCGUCGCCCACUCCCGCGCCCCCCCGCCAGCCGGAGGACACCGAGGUGUUGACCCUGAGCCUGGGCAUUGGCCAGCACCAGCAGCAGGUGGCAGUGAGUGGGGGGUCGGGCAGCGCCCAGGAGGGGGGCAGCACCAGUGGGGGAAGCAGCAGCAACUCCCUGGACAGUCGGCUGACCCCGGGUCCCCGCUCCCGCACCCCCCUGGCGCCCGUGGGCGCGGCGGCAGCAGCCCAGCAGAAAUACAAGAAGGGGGACGUUGUGUGCACCCCCAACGGGAUCCGUAAGAAGUUUAAUGGUAAGCAGUGGAGGCGGCUUUGCUCUCGCGACGGCUGCAUGAAGGAGUCUCAGCGUCGCGGUUACUGCUCACGCCACCUCUCCAUGCGCACCAAGGAGCUGGAGGGCGGAGGGGGGGGCAUGGCGGGCUCAGACGGGCGGGCCAGUGGCCUGAGGGAGGGCAGCUCAGAGUUCGAUUGGGACGAGACGUCCCGGGACAGCGAGGCCAGCAGCGCCCGCGCCGACUCCCACCCCAGGCUGCCCACAUCUGCUCCCGCCGCCCCGGCCUCCGACCUCUCCAGCUUCAACUCGGACGAGUGCGAUGCCGCCAACAUGCUGGUGUCGCUGGGCAGCUCCCGUUCGGGGACGCCGGGGUUCUCGCCCGUCUCCAACCAGUCGCCCUUUUCCCCCGCCCCCUCCCCGUCUCCCUCGCCCCCCUUUGGCUUCCGGCCUGCCAGCUUCAGCCCCAUCACCGCCUCCCCCGUCCUGCAGCGCGGCGGGGGGGGAGGAGCCGGGUGCCCGGGCCCCGGCCCUGCUGCCCUCCCUCCCUCCUCCUCAUCCUCUUCCUCCUCCUCCUCCUCCUCCUCCUGCGCCUCGUCCGCCUCCUCGUCCCGUCACCGGCACGCCAGCACUCCCAAGCUGGGGUCGCUGACCCCCGAGCUGGGGCACGGCGCCCCCUCCCACCCUCACCAUCACCCCCACCACCCUCCGCUGAGAGAGCGCCACUCCUCGGGCAUCCAGCCCACCUUCCAAACCAGCCUGACCUUCACCGUGCCCAUGAGCCCAGGCAAGGGCAAGGCCAAACCCGACUGGGGGCACGGGGCCACCCCCCAGCCGCCUCACUCUGCCUCCAGUGACUACCACAAGGGUGAGGUGGGGGAGACGGGCGCCCCCUCUGCCUCUGCCGCCUUCCAGGCCACCUCUCCCCCGGCCGGGCACUUGCCCCGCUUGCGCCAGGUCUCCCCGCCACCGCCACCGCCGCUGCUCCUGCUGAGCCCGCCUGCUGCCGUGACCUCCGACCCCUCCGUGCGCCGAGUCCCCGCUGCCCAGCGCGACUCGCCGGUCAUCGUCCGCAACCCUGAUGUGCCGCUGCUGCCUGCCCGCUUCACCGAGAGGGCCCUGGGGGUGGCUGGAGUGGGGGGAGGAGGUGGUGGGGGGGGCAGCCCCCGGGUGAACAAGGGUUCCGCCAAAGAGCACUACCGGCACCCGGCCGGUGGCAAGGCCCCGCUGCAGGCCCCUGUGCCCAUCAACGCCAACCGCAUGGCCCGUGCCGCCUCCCCUGGCCAACCAGCUGGUGGGCUCGGCGCAGCAGCUGCCGCCCUGACUCCCACCCGCCAGGAUCCUCCCAUCCAGCCUGUGGCCUGCCACCCAUCACCGGCUGCCCUUCUGCCUGUCAUCGUGCCGUCGCCCCUCGGAGAGUUCCAGCACCCGGCCCCGAAGAAGGAGAUCAUCAUGGCGCGCCCCGGAACAGUCUGGACCAAUGUGGAACCACGUUCCGUCCCUGUCUUUCCCUGGCACUCGCUGGUUCCCUUCCUCACUCCCAGCCAGCCCGACUCCUCUGUCCAACCGACAGAGGCUGAGCAGCCCACAUGUCAGGCUGGAGCAUCCAAUCAGGUUAAAGAACCUCAGCAGUCUGCACAGGGGGUGCACAGUCCCGUUGAAGUGUCCCAGGACCCAGAGGCACAGGAGGACCCCGACAGCCCCUCCCAGAUCGCCAGUGAGGCCAGCAAGGCCCCCCCCGACGAUGACAUGCAGGGCCUCCCGGAUCAGAGAAUGGACAGUGAGACCGAGAGUGACCACGACGAGGCCUUUCUGUUGACCACUGGAGUAGACACAGUCUGCCUUCCGCCUGAAAAACGAAGGACCAAGUCUCUCAGCGCACUGCCCAAGGAGCGGGACUCCUCGUCUGAGAAAGAUGGCCGUAGUCCGCACAAGCGAGAGAAGGACCACAUCCGACGUCCAAUGAAUGCCUUCAUGAUCUUCAGUAAGCGUCACCGUGCCCUGGUGCACCAGCGGCACCCCAACCAGGACAACCGCACGGUCAGCAAGAUCCUGGGAGAGUGGUGGUAUGCCCUGGGACCCAAGGAGAAGCAGAAGUACCACGACCUAGCCUUUCAGGUGAAAGAGGCUCAUUUCAAGGCCCACCCUGACUGGAAAUGGUGCAACAAGGACCGUAAGAAAUCCAGCUGUGAUGUCAAAGCAGCAACGGCAGGCCCCGGCUCGGUCAGGUGUAAGGAGCAAAGGGAACGCAGCAUGUCCGAGACCGGCACCCUCUCUGCAACGACAGUUCCCUCGGAGAUGGCGGCAGACUACCCUGGGGCUGUGCCAUGCUCCGACUCAAAGCCAAUUUCCCUGCUGCACCCGGGCACAGUGAGUAUGCAACUGAACCGGCCGAGAGCCUUCUCCCACAGCGGGGUGCACAGCUCCGAGAAAUGUGACCGCAACAGUGAGGCCUUGGUGGAGCUCGCGCAGAUGUGCUCGAACCCACUACCUUACCCUGGGGUCCGCUCGCAGCACCUCCCCACGGGAACACUGAGCUUCAGUGGGCAGGGGCCAACUGACUCUGUGACCAGCAGCAGUUCCUUACGGCCGGCCCAGGCCCAGGCCCGGCCAUUCCGCUCCCAGCGGACCACCAGCGAGGACAUGACCAGCGAUGAGGAGAGGAUGGUCAUCUGCGAGGAGGAGGGCGAUGACGAUGUGAUGGCAGAUGACCCCUACAGUGCGGCCGAUAUUGACCUGAAGUGUAAGGAGCGAGUAACCGAUAGUGACAGUGAUGGGAUGUCUGCUGAUGAGAGUGAGAAUAAGGUAUUCGCCCCCGUGAUUCAACUCUCGCAGGCGGGGAGCUACGGGCCAUGUCGCCCCCACCCCGAGGUGCCGAGGGAGCGAGGGCGUACGGAGGCCGAGGGCGGGGGCUACGGGGGCUACAGGGGCCCCGGAGGGGCGGGGGCAGAGCCCCCCGAGGGCAAGCCCAAGCCUGAGCAGCCGAGACGGGGAGACGUGCGUUUCGCCCUGGCAGAACCGGCACCUGCCUACGACAGGAAACGUAGGAAAGCCGACGGGGUGCCAGAGGCUCGGCCCUACCCAGGCCAGUCGGUCAUCUCUCCCACUGCCGGGAGACCGGGUGAGACCAGCGCCCGCUGCCCCAAGCUCCCGGGCGGGGGGAGCGGCACCCUCCUGGUCAGCCCCACUCCGGCCUCGGAGCCCUGCCCCUCCCCUCGAGCCGCCCCCACCUCCGUCACCAACGUUUUGAGGCCGGUCAGCAGUGGCGGGGGGGCCUUGCUCUAUGCCCCAGGGCAGGGGGGAGACCCAAGGAAGACCCCGGCCCCCCCUCACCUGUCCGCCUACGGCCCCUCGCCCAAGCCGGGCCCUGCGGACGCUUUGGUGACCGGCCUGGUGGUCAGCUCGCCAUCAGUAUGCGGGCCUGCUCCAUCUGCCCACCCUACCACCUCCUCCAACACCACCUCCUCCAGCGCCCCCACCUCUGGUCUGGUGCUGCCCCAGCAGCCGUCCCUGCAGUUCAUCACCCAGACCCCGGCGGCUCCCCAGAACGGUGCCCUGCCCCUCGGCAUCAUCCAGCCCCAGCCCCAGGUGAAGCCGGCCACCAUCGCCCAGCUGCAGUACAUCCUUCCCGGCCUGCCCCCGCAACUCCAGCUCUCCGCGGCCGGCAAGGCGUCACCAGGCCAGUGCGGGACCGGGUCCGCCAGCAUCCACUUCGCCCUGCCACCCCCCACACCCGCCCCCACCACCGACAACGGCAAGCUGCUGGCCGCUUCCUCUGCCACUGCAUCGCACGGCAUCCCCAUCAUCCAGGCCACGCCCGUCGUCAAUCCCGGCGCUG
Messenger RNA from Rhincodon typus (whale shark), 5130 nucleotides. Its product is annotated as protein capicua homolog. The record is from RefSeq and is a predicted model, not a curated record. The annotation marks the transcript as partial. Gene Ontology annotation, molecular function: DNA-binding transcription factor activity, RNA polymerase II-specific; RNA polymerase II transcription regulatory region sequence-specific DNA binding. NCBI's taxonomy places the organism in Eukaryota, Metazoa, Chordata, Chondrichthyes, Orectolobiformes, Rhincodontidae. The transcript has 11 exons. Gene Ontology annotation, cellular component: nucleus. Gene Ontology annotation, biological process: regulation of transcription by RNA polymerase II.